AUGGAGUCGUCGGCAGCGCUCGAGGCCGCGACCCGCACGUUCAAAGGCCUCUCGGACGCCAAGACGCGCGUCGAUCACGCCACGCGCGACGACGCGUCGUUCCCCGACCUCGCGGACCAGCUAAGCGCCCCGUCGGAGCCGCAGAACUACUUUUUUGAACCGUAUGCCACGCAAUGGAUGCCCCAGCUCGCGAAAAAAGGGUCCGUGAUCCCUCUCCCCGGCGUUGUUGCCGCGGCGCUGGACGAGACACAGACACUGGCGCUCUCGGGUCUGGUGCCCGAGAUCCGCGCGGUCUGGACGUCGGUCGACGCGCGGCUGUUCCUCUGGAGCUACGCCCAUCGCGGCCGCUUUGCAGCCAGAGAGUUUGAUCAGGCCGUUGUGGCGGUCGGCCUCGUGGCGCGGCCAGCGGCCGGUGUGUUUACGGCCAAAGUGUCGCACGUGCUCGUGGUGGCCACGACGGUAGAGGUCGUGCUGCUCGCGGUCGUGGCCGAGAACAACACGUCCGAGACGACGGCCCACGCGGGCUUUGUCAAGCUCCAGGCGACGAAACUCAGCGUGAGCACCGACAAGUGUGUGGUCCGUCGCAUCGUGACGACGCGCAGCGGUCGCAUCUUCUUUGGCGGGUCCGACGGGGCGCUCUACGAAGUCGUCUACGCACCCGAGCAAAAAGCCGCGGCGGACCGCAAUUCGCUCCUUGGGGCCGCGUGGACCAACGUCUCGGGUGCGAGCGGAGUCGACGAGUGCAGAAAGAUUACGCACACGUCGAGCUACGCGCAGUAUCUGCCAAAGUUUCUUGCCGGGUUAGCCAGUGCGCCUGGAAAAGUCGUUGACAUGUGCGUGGACCACGCGCGGCACAUUCUGUACGUCCUGCACGACGAUGCGCUCGUGAGUGUCUUUGACUUGGGAGCCAAUGGAGACGAGUGCAAGUCCGUGUGCGUUGUCAAUUUGUUGGUGGAUGGUGCAAAGUAUGCGCGUGAGAACCGCCGGACGCGUGUCUCGUGCCCCGACGAGCGGCUUUUCCAGCCGGCAGUCACUGGAGCGUCCACUGCAAUGAAGAUCGUGGCACUAGCAGCUGUUUCUCCGGACGAAUCGAAAGUGGUCACACUAGUUGCCGUGACGUCAAACGGCAUCCGAUUUUAUUUGACAGCUUUCUCGCGGCGGCAUCUGUAUUCCGAACCUGGCAGUCAAAGCAAAGCCAAGCGCCCAUCGAGACUUGAGAUUCUCCACAUUCGACUACCGCCCCCGGCGAUCGCACUGCGCGAUGCACCGCCAUAUCAUGCCAAGGAGGGUAUGCAACCAGGUUACGCUCCAGGCAAGAGCCCCGAAGCUGUGCACGUGGCAUUUCAUCGCAAAGGUGUGUUUUUGUGCAUCGAAGGACGACGAGAUGAACAGGAUCAACUUGUGGGUAUUGCGUAUGACCCCGUCCGCACCACAGCGCUUCCUGUUCAAACAGCUUUGGCGGCAAGAAAGCCGACAAUCCGCGAGUCGGUCUCACUAGACACCUGUAUCGGUAAAGUCGUGGACAUCCAGGAGCUGGAUCCGCACACGAGCGACGGAUCUGAUUGUGCAUGGAUGCAGCAGAUGGAGGCUGCAGCAGCGAAGGGCCCGAGCAGCGGUAGUAAGCGGUCGUUUGACGAGAUGUCUACCGGUAUCUCUGCUGGCAGCACUCCUGAGAACGCGCCUGUGGUUGGCGAGAUGGCGUUGAUGUACUCGCAGCCAUCUCGUCACUUUCUGUGUUUGAGCAAUUCGGGCAUUCAGGUUUUCAAGAAGAUCCGGCCACUGGAUCAACUCCAUCGCGUACUUUUGCUUUCUCGAGGACACGAGCUCAAGGCUGCGCUCCUUCCGUUCAUACGCUGCUUCGGCGAGGUCCAAGUUGUCUGUAUGCUGAUUGCACUGGCAUGUGGCGUCCCAACCGAUCCAUUGGUCAGUGAGACCUCCACGGCUGCUUCGCUGGUUGCGCCGCAUCGGGAUGGUUCAGCAACGAUGAAAAGUGAUGAUUACAUCUAUUCAGCUGCCGUACAAUCUAUUUUUGAGAUCGCUCAAGGUCCUCCAGACAACAAGCCUGCAGAGCCCGCAGGCACGUCCACGGCCGUCGGCUCCUCUAGCACAACGUGUAGCACACGCAUUGUGCUUACGACGGAGUUUGGCAUGACAUACCAGCAUGACGGUCUCGUCGCGUUUGCUUGUCGUGUGCUACGUCCGCUAUGGACAACAACGACACUCGGCCGGCGUGUGGUCACUCGCGUGCCUGAUAACAGUACGAAUUGUUCCACUUCAUCCGCCAAUGCACCUGCGCAGAUGACGGGCUAUGAGACUGUCCAUUCCCCCGAAAAGCUGGAUGAGAUACGUGAGAUUUUGUUCCAGCUGAGGCAAUUGAUGGAAAGCGCUGGCCCGUUUGCCGUGUCAAUUAGCGGAGGUGCCGCACUCGAAAACAAUCCUAGCUUGGACGGUAUCGUAGACGAAAAUGAUGGAUCUGGACUAUCGCGCGUAUCGGAACUCGUGGAGCGUCACCAGAAGUCGCUCAGCGAAGACCAGCUGAAGCGCGAGAUGCGGUAUAAAGCCGAGCAGCGGUCCUUGUAUUAUCUUUAUCAGGUCGUGCUGCGUAGUAUCGAAGCCAUUUCUCUCUUGCGGAUCGCGCAAGAUUACAAGGUAUCACUGGAGGAGCCUCUUGCACGCCUUAGCUUCAGCGAUUUUGUGACCACGAAGGAUGGUUUAUUGGCAGCUAAGACGAUGACAAAAGCGCUGAUGCGGGGCCGUAAUGCGAACAACCAGUUCUUGAUCAAGCAAUUACGCGAACAGUGUCCCACAUACUUUUCUGUGUCAGAUUUGUGGCACUACCAAGGCUACCGAAGCUUGUCCGAUGCUAAGCUUAGUGGGUCCCCCGAGGCUCGCAAAAGUCUGUUGAGAGAGUCUCUGGAACAAUUUUUGAACUCGUGCCACAUGUGGGACACCGAAGAUUGCUUGGAUGUGCUGCAAGGCAUUUGCGAAGAUUAUGCGUUAUUGAACUUUUACGAAGGCGUGGUGAAGCUCUCGCUCGCCUGCGCGAAGCACUUCCACGACGCAGCGGCUUCGGAUCUGAGCGGUGUCAAACAAACCUGGAAACGGCGGUGCUUUGGCUGCAUUUUACUAGCACUUCAGCAGCUUUUGGGUGGAGAUAAGAACGGUUCAUCUCGCGCUAUGGCAAACGGGGCUAGUCCGCAAGCUGUGGAAGAGAUGGUGACGCUGGAUGACGAUACACGGAACAAGUGCGUGGAGGAAUUGCUACACUUUGCGCUGGCUUCUGAGGACGAUAGUUUCCACAGCCUGCUGUACACUUGGUUGUAUGAGCAUGGACACUCUCACGUGCUGAUCUCAGUUCGUUCCCCGUACAUUGAAGAGUUUUUGAGACAGAAAGACCAGGAUCUGCUCGUAAAGUUAUACAUGGAACAGCAGAAAUAUCUUGAGGCAGCCAAGGUGUGGUGGGCGCGUGCCCAUGAGGAUACAUUGGAUGAAGAUGCGUACGCCACGUCUUCCGCCCGGGUAGUUUCGAGCGACCCGGAUAUCGUCAAGCGUCAAUACUAUGUGUCGAAGUCUUUGGGCUGCUUGAAAGGCUUAGACGAUGUAGGUGAAGCAGCAGAUGCCAUUCGAGAAGUACGCGACGUGCUCGAUGUACUGCAGCUACAGGUGCGUGUCCUGAAGGCACUUGAGCAAAAGGUCAUUGAGAUGGAGACGUCGUCGUCGGCGAAUACCAAGAAGCUACAAGAAAGCAAGACGGAUGUGCAGCUUCUAACCUACAAGCGGUUUGAUGCGUCAACACUAUACAACCGGUUUGCGUCGAAGCACGACAUGUGGACCGAGUGCUUACAUAUAAUUCACGUGUGCAAGUCGGAGGAGGCAGACGUGAUCGCCGCGCUUUGGCGAAAGAUCAUUUUUGAUCUGGUGCCUCAAUCUUCGUAUAAUGCUGCAUUCAAUGCAUGGCGGUUGGGCCAGCGUGAGAAAGCCGGGUUGCCUGCAAUGUCCAGCACUAGUAGCGGAGGUUCCUCUCUUGAGAGCGGAAAUUGGAUUGGUCAAAUGCAAUGCAAGAUUCUGCGUCUGGGCAAGUCGCUCUUCUUUGAAGGCAACGAUACACACAGCGGCUCAGUCGCUAGUACUUCUGGCGUUGUGUUUCCAGUGGAAUUCCUGGCCGACGUUUUGGAGUGGAUUUCUCUGUGGUACAUUCGGUCAAGCGGUGUAGGCACUUUCACUGGAAACGGCGCCUCGGCUUCGGCUAUCAACGAGACGACAUUCAAUUGGGUACUCAAGUUGUUCCUGGAUGUUGGCGUGCCUCACCGGAUGCUUUUGGGCACCUACGAGCAGCUCUACCGCGCGCAACCGGAGCAGCCGUACCGCGAGGGCUGGGCACUACACUUGCUGCAGUCCAUGCUGGCGAUUAUUACCAGUUGGAAGAAGCACGCCACAUCUCCGCGUGCUGGCAAGGACCAGUUUGCGGAGUUUGCUGCUUUCUGUCCAAACAUCGUCGACCUCUGCGACGGCUUUAUCACGGACCUGCGCGCCACAUCACAAGACGAGAACGGAAAGACACCGACGCUGCUAGAACGGUUCCGCCGCGUCAAGGAUGAACUGAUGAACUCCAGAACUCGCAUGUAG
This is a messenger RNA of Hyaloperonospora brassicae, 4626 nucleotides long. The record is from the annotation of a GenBank genome assembly. NCBI's taxonomy places the organism in Eukaryota, Oomycota, Peronosporomycetes, Peronosporales, Peronosporaceae.